AACUACUACUUCCACUAUAAAACCUCAAACACGGUUCCUCUCUCUAUUUUUCAACGUACUCCUUGCUCUCUCUUUUUCUCUCUCAUCCAUCAUCUCAAAUUCCUUCAUUUUUCCCCAAAUAUUCUAACAAAAUGCUAAGACUAUUGCAAAGAGAAAUGAAGUGGGUAUCGUUCUAUCAACAACAUUCAAGAUUUUCCUCCACCACUUCUUCUACCGGAAGCAGGCUUGAAGGUAAGAUUGCUCUAAUCACUGGUGGUGCAAGAGGGAUUGGUAAGGCAACAGCACAAGAGUUCGUAAAACAAGGAGCCCAUGUCUUAAUUGCUGAUAUAAAUGAUAAAAAUGGGCCAAACGUGGCCUCUGAUUUAGGCCCAAAAGCCCAGUUCAUCAAAUGUGAUGUUAGUAUAGAGGCCCAAGUAGCUGAAGCCGUUGACGCCGUGAUCGAACGUCACGGAAAACUUGACAUCAUGUACAACAACGCAGGCAUAAUAGGGCCAUAUUACCCACCUAGCAUAACCGAUCUUGACUUGGAUGAGUUUGAGCAAGUGAUGCGAGUAAAUGUGAGAGGCACUGUAGCAGGAGUGAAACAUGCGGCUCGGGUGAUGAAACCGGUGGGUUCAGGGUCAAUCCUUUGCACCGCGAGCAUAUGUGGGAUUCUAGGUGGGUUGGGCCCACAUCCAUAUUCCAUAUCAAAAUUUGCGAUACCGGGGUUAGUAAAGUCUUUGGCUAGUGAACUAUGCAAAUACGGGAUUAGGAUUAAUUGUAUAUCACCAAGUACAGUUGCAACUCCUAUGGUGAUUGAAAAUUUUAAACUAAUUUAUCCAAACGCAACGUCAGAAGAAAUUAAGAAAAUUAUUGGUGGAUUAGAAGAAUUUAAAGGGACUCAGUGUGAAGAAAUUGAUAUUGCAAAAGCAGCUUUGUAUUUGGCUUCUGAUGAUGCUAAGUAUGUCACUGGCCAUAAUCUUGCUGUGGAUGGAGGCCUCACUUGUAUUAAAUCUCUUACUUUACCCCCUCGAGAUCAUUUUAUGUAACAUACCAAGUAUUAUACUUCCUCCGAUUUUUAAUACUCGCAACGUUUGUCAUUUUCACGUUGCGUUGUUGCGUAGAGGAUGUGCUCGAUGCAAGUAUUAAAAAUCGGAGGAAGUAUAUGUUAAUUAAUAAGGAGUGGGACACGCACCUUGUCGUAGAGGAUGUGCUCGCUUUUCAACAUUAUUUUCGGUCUUUGUAUUUUUUGCUUUUUUUUUUGGAGAAUGUAAUAAAGAUUUUUCAUCGUCUCACAAAAAUGGGGUAAUAUUGUCAUAAAGGGCACCAAUAAUGUAGUAAAACACAUUGUAUGCAUCA
Molecule: messenger RNA, 1338 nt
Organism: Spinacia oleracea (spinach)
Lineage: Eukaryota; Viridiplantae; Streptophyta; Magnoliopsida; Caryophyllales; Amaranthaceae
Product: short-chain dehydrogenase reductase 2a
Exons: 3
Coding region: 132-1028 (298 amino acids)
Source: RefSeq, a predicted model, not a curated record